Messenger RNA from Naumovozyma castellii, 1167 nucleotides. RefSeq lists its product as uncharacterized. Lineage: Eukaryota; Fungi; Ascomycota; Saccharomycetes; Saccharomycetales; Saccharomycetaceae. Bases 1 to 1167 code for a protein of 388 amino acids. The transcript has a single exon. The record is from RefSeq and is a predicted model, not a curated record.
AUGAAAGCUACAACCAUUUUCUCAGCAUUGUUGACGUCUGCAUCACUUGUGCUGGCACAAGAAAAUAAGGCACUGGCCUCUACUAUUGACGAAAACUUUCAUGUAGAGAACUCGCUAUGGAAUUUUGAUGAUGCGAGUGAUAGCAACACCACGAUGUGUGGUAGUGAUGGAUUAACUCUGACAAUUGCGGAGAGGGGUGAUGGCACAAACUUGCUGUCCAACUUUUACAUACUCUACGGUAGGAUUGAGGCAAUAAUGAAAGCCGGAAAUGCAAAGUCUAUUUCUUCUGAAAUCUCUUUUCUUGCGUCAGGUACCAGACGUGAUGGCACAGAGGCUGAUUUAUUUACUUUAGGAUGGGAUGAUGGUGAAGGAGAUGAAUUUGAAACCUUUAGUACUUCAGGAGGAUCUGGAAACAGUACCGAUCAGUGGGAAACCCAUGAUGUGAAGUCACCACAAACAGAGUACCAUAAUUACACGAUCGAUUGGACCAAGGACAAACUGACUUUCUACGUUGAUGGGCGAGUAUUAAGAGUAGUUCCAAGUACAGACUCCGCAGAGUUUCCUAACUUUCCCGUAAGAAUUGCCAUUACCCAUUCGGAUGAUGGCAAUCCUGACUAUGGCACAGAGUAUACUGAUAAACAUGGCGGCGAAACUGAUUACUCUAAAGGUCCCUUCAUUAUGAAUAUUAAAAAUCUUAUCGUUGCUGACUAUUCAACAGGAUCAAACUACUCUUAUGUUUCUGGGAACGAGGGGACAUUGCCUCAGGCAAAUGGUGGUGAGAUAUUUGGAAGGUACGAUCAGGCACAGAGGGAUUUAGCAGCGUUGCAUCAGAAUACAUCGUUAUCUAGUUCCGACUCUGUUUCUUCAGCUUCUAGUACUCUUUCUUCCGUAACUACAUCUGCUAACACUUCAACCAUAUCGCAAAGCUUAUCCACCCAUUCUACUGAACUAGGCUCUGGCAAUGGCGCAACUGGGAAAACCACAGCCCAUACUAACGCUACAUCCAUCUCCAGAAAAUCCACCUCAAUAACCUCGGUUGGAUCUUCAAGUUCCUCAAAAAUAUCCUCGUCUAGCCCAUCAUCCUCAGCUUCUGGGGCGGGUAGCGCAACUGGUUUGUCAAAUUGGUUAGUCACCUUUAUCUUCGUCCAUCUCUUUGCGCUAUUAUAA